Pisolithus orientalis is the source of this 2121-nucleotide messenger RNA. RefSeq lists its product as uncharacterized. The transcript has 23 exons. The record is from RefSeq and is a predicted model, not a curated record. The coding region runs from base 43 to 1869 and encodes 608 amino acids. NCBI's taxonomy places the organism in Eukaryota, Fungi, Basidiomycota, Agaricomycetes, Boletales, Pisolithaceae.
CAAAUACUCAAGCUCAAGGGUGAAGUCAAGCAAUACGGCGACAUGGACCAGGAAGCGCCUUUGCUGUCAUUUCACCCGGAGAAACCAUCUCCUGAUACGUUGACCAAACUCAUCCGGCGACUCCGCGCCUUGACUCUGCGCUUGCUCCCUGUUGAAGUCGAUACGAAGAGUCUGAGCGUCCCAGGGAGUCGUAUCAUUACUCCUCAGGUGAUAUCUGCGUAUGUCGAUGCAGCUGGCGAUUUUUACAACGAGCUCCCAUAUUGUCUUCUUAGAGCGUAUGCGGGGUUCAUGUGGGACGCUAAUCAUAACCCUGCCGAUUACGGAGAAAACUUGGGCCGCGCCGUAGCGUGCGAAGUGCUUGCGCGGAGAAUCGUGCAUCAAAGUCCACCUGACAAACUGAUACCGAUGGUAACCACGCGGUAUCGGCAUAGGCACGCUGACGGGGAUAUCAGCGUUGCGUCCAGCGCUCUGGAAAUUGCUAUCGAUAAUAACUGUACUGUAUUCCUGUCGUCGAGCGAAUCUCAGGAUGUGGUAAACCGGCUCUGGAAUGGGGAACUCGUCCAGGUUGCCGACGAGGAGGAUGAGGACGACAUACAAUAUGUACCUUAUCAUAAGCCGCGUAACGCAGGUUUCGGGGCUCACUUUGACCCCGCCCGUAUGUCGAUUCCGCGAUACCAAAAUAUUCUGAGGAUCAUAGUAUGGCUUGUCUUCUUGGUAGUCUACUCCCAAGCAGUGCGGGAACCACUUCAGCGACUUGAUCCCAAUCACGCUUACUUUGAUGCUUGGGAAUAUGUACUCUAUGUUAUGGCAUUGGCGUUUUGUUGUGAAGAUAUACACAGGUGGUACCAAUUCUUCCGGUUUGCAUCCUAUCGAGCAUUUGGAUUCUGGGAUAUCGUCUCCUUCAUCACCGAUAUCCUACUUGUUGCAGCCUUCACCUAUCGCAUUGCAGAGCUCUCAACUGGUGGGGAGAGGGCUGGUUUACUUCGCUUGAGGAGUUUUCAGAUUUUGAGUUUUGUCGCUCCUUUCAUUUGGAUGAAACUCGUGACCAUUUUUGACGGCUUUAAGUAUAUUGGUACUAUGCAACUCUGUGUGGCACGGAUGCUGCAAGAAUCGGGGAUUUUCUUUGCUCUACUCACGGUUCUGGGUGCUGGAUUCUUUCAAGGUCUGUAUGCUUUGGAUGCAGCUGAUGGAGAGAGCGAAGAUCCCUCGGCCAUUGUUAACGUGCUUGUACAAGGACUGUUACAGUCUCCGAACUAUGAUCGGUUUUCCGCAAGUCCCACUGGCUUGACAUUGUACUAUCUCUGGACUCUUGUGACAGUAGUCAUCUUGUUGAACGUGCUGAUCUCAUUGUUUGCAUCUGCAUAUUCGGAAGUGGUGGACGAUGCUGAGGCCGAAUAUUUGGCAUUCUUUGCCGGAAAGACUGUCGCAAUGAUUAGGGCGCCAGACUCGUACGUUUAUCCUGCACCGUUUAAUCUCAUCGAGAUCUUCUUGGUCGCCCCCUUCGAGACCAUCAUUUGCGUGAAACAGAAUACUUAUGCCAAGCUCAAUCGUGUUGUGAUGUCUACUAUCUUCUUCAUACCGCUCUGCAUUAUUGCCCUGUGCGAAGCCGGCCACAUGGAAAAAUCAUGGGUAACCAAGUGGCUGCGCCCGGAGCAGGAUGAAGCCACGGAUGAUCCAGCGGUGCGCGAUCCUCCCAUGGAAGGGGUGGACGCGGAAAGAGGUUUGGAGAUAAGCAAAAUGAAGUUUGGUCAACUAGUCAAGAGGUUCCCUAAUACAGAACAGUCGAGCGAGGAGGCGAUUUUGAAGGAGAUCAAAGAAUUACAGGGGAAGUUACACUUGUUGAUCGAGAAACUGCCAGCUUCGAUUUAGGUCAUAACCUACUCGGGUGUUGGCGAGUAGUUCGGAGGUCUUGUGUUGUGUUGGCGUAUAGCAAUGUGUCGGCAGUUAUGGACAACUGCAUCGAGAAAUGUAACAUUUCCUUUCUUUAGGCUUGCUCUGCCGCCCGAUCUUCCCCUUCCCGUGAAAGUUGGGUAAGAACACUCAUCGCAUGUAUGAAAAACGGUCGUAGUUCAUUGAUUUCCAUGGAGCAUAAGUUUGGCAGCUGGAAAGACCAUCAGGCAA